AUAGCCAGCCCUUUGUUUUUCGUCCAGCUGGCGACCUAAACAAACAAACAAAACAUUUCUUUUUGCACUUUAAAACAAGUUGGCUGGCUGACGGCGACCGUCGGCUUGCUCUGAUACGCGAGAAGUCGUCGGCAAUUUUAACGAAAGCUGCCUGAAUUCUCCACUUUGCAAAACCUCGCGACGGUCGAUGAUUUUCAGCUGCCUACUAGCUAAGAUUAGCUUACAAUUUUAAGUCAUUUUAUUCGUGUUCGUUGUUUUUGUUGUUGGCGGUGUUCCGCUCCCUCCACGCCCCCUUAUUUCGUGACGUUUUAACAAACUGUUUUUUGCAAGUUUAAUUUCUCGGUGAUAUUUAAAAAAUAUAUUUUUUGUUCUAAGCAUACAUUGCCGAACUUGCUGUGUGCAACGUCAUAUCGGGCUCAGUAGCCCUUGUUUACCUCGGUAUCUUCUUGUCACCAAGCUGCUUCAGCAGCAGCAGCAGACGGCUUAUCUGUAAAGUCUGACUUCAACUGCGACUGAAUCUCUGCUCCAUCUCCUUACGGGUAACUUUUAGAGAAGACGUCGGAGAAUGAUUUUCUUGCAUCUUUUUUUCUGCCAUGCACCUGCUCUCGACUGAAAGCUGCCAAAGCUGUGGUUAACGCGAGCUGAGAGAAGCUAGCAACAGAAGAAAGAGAACCAUUUGAUGGAAGAAAAGAAAAAGAAAAAACAAGAAGAAAAGACCAAGAAAGACAUUGCUCAGAAAAAGGUUGCUGAUCAGAAACCCAAAGUGCCAGAGACUGCUUCCACUAAGCCCAGCCCCGGCCCACCUCAACACCUCCGCCCUGCCAGCCCCACGCUGCCCCUCUCCUCCUCCUCCUCUUUUUCUGGCAAUGGCAAGCGCGCCUUCUCCAGUAGCCAACUCCCAACUCAGACUCCCCCUCAGCAGCAGUGCCAGUUGUCUUCUGUCAGUGCUCGCUACCCACCCAGAGAGGUGCCUCCACGCUUCCGCCAGCAGGAGCAUAAGCAGCUACUGAAGAGAGGCCAGCCACUGCCUGCAGGAGCCCUCAGUGCUCUGACCCUCUCCUCUUCCUCAUCUUACUCCUCUUCUUCUUCUACAAGUACCAGCAGCACUAAUCCAAACACAGACAUAUCCCCCAAGAGUGGUCCUGGUGCCCAGUAUGAGGCCUCUCAUUGGGGAGCCUCUUUGCCUGUUGACAGCUCCUUCAAUGCCAACAGUUGGGACAAAGUGAUAAUUGACGAAAGUGACACAGAAGCCUGGCCAUCCAUCAGCUGCAAUAGUGAUCCCAGCCACUCUAAAGAAACAGAAUGCCCCUUGAGCUCAGCUAGCUCCAACCUAGACACCAGUACUGUCACGACCACCAGUAGUAGUAGUAGUUUUCUGAGUAUGGCCACAGGUGCCACUGGCCAGCAGGCCCACUACCCUUCUCUCAAGGUUAACAGUAACAUGAUGACAGGACCAUCAGCCAACACACUUGGUAAUAGAGGCUGGGGCUCCGAUGGGAAACAAGACAGUAUAAAUGGUGGUCGAGGAGCACCCAAUAACUGGGGCUCUCCCAAUUUUAAUUUAAACCUCAAUCCCAAUGCCAACCCAUCUGCCUGGCCAGUUCUGGGCCACGAGGGUGGUGGAGGGGGUGUUGGCCCAGUGUCCAGCUCUCCAUCUCUCCCACCAGGUAUUAAUGGCAAUGGAAACAUGGGAAACGGGAACCUAGGAAGUACAGAUAAUAGUGGGGGAGGUUGGGUCAGUAUGAGAAGUCCCAACGAAAAUGAUCAACAUCCUUCAAGCAGCACAAGCUUGUCCUUCAGUAUGGAAUGUGCUGACCUUAACUCUGAUGGACCAAAACGCACUAAGCAAGCUCAGGAGCCUAUGAGCCCUAUUCAUGGUAUAACUGGCUGGGGAGGCCAAUCACCCACUGAAUCAUCCCAGCUCAAUGUGGACACAAAAAGCACCUCUUUAUGGGGUGGUGGAGAAACAAAGACAACCGACUCACCCAAGGACUCCGGCUGGGACUCUGCUCCUUCUGGAGGCCUUUCUGCUUGGGGUCGCCAAGGCAGUGGUGGUGGUGGUGGAGGUGGUGGAUGGGGUGACUGGGGAAAAUCCCCUGGAGUUGGAGAUGGAUCAAAAGGCUGGGACUCUGUAGAUGCUGGUAGCUCAGGUUCAGGCCAAGAGCAGCAACUCACUUCAUGGGGCCAGCAGCCUGGAACAGCCCCUGCAAGUGAAGGUAGUGGGGACAGCAGUGAAGGUCAAUCUCACAGAGACCGGUCAUCCAGCAUGGAUUUUACCCCUGUGCUACCCCGGCAGGACCUUGACCCUCGAGUGCUGAGCAACACUGGUUGGGGACAGACCCCCAUCAGACAGCACACUGUAUGGGAGAUGGAAGAAGCCAGUUCUGAUGAUGGAAAGAGCAGCAGCAGCUCAGACACCAUAGGAGGCUCCAGCUCUAAUGGUAUGCCACCAUCUACCAAUGGAGGUACCAUCAACUCUAACAUUGGGUCCAGCCAGAGGCCUGGGUCCAGCCAGAGGCCUGGGUCUGGGGGAAAACGUGACACUGUUGAAUCACAAUCUACUGGUUGGGGAGCCCCUCCACCUCAGCCAAUCAAGACUGGAUCCGGAUGGGGAGAAUCUCAGCAGUCACUCAGCAAAACCUCGAACGGCACUACAAGUAGCUGGGGAGACCCUUUGCCUACCAAUGGUCCUAAAAGUGGGGGCACACAAUCCUGGGGGUCUGAGGAUAAGUCACCUAGCUGGGAUGAUGACUUAAUGAAAAGCCAGCCCACCAGCUGGGGAGAAGGCCCUAAAAACUCCCAUGGUUGGCGCAGCAGUAAUGGUGGCACAAAUGGUUCCAAUACAGGGGAAUGGGGAGAAGGUGAGGCCAAGAAUAAUGGCUCCUCUAGUAGCAUGUGGGAAGGAGAAGGAGGCAAUGCAGGAAAUGGUGGAUGGAAGGAAAGCCCCAGGGGAGGAAACACAGGAGGAGGCUGGGGUAAGCCUCCCCCUACUGUUAGUAAUGGUACUUGGGGAGAAAUGUCACGUUCUAAUGGUCCAGUGCAAGGAGGCUGGGGAUCUUCCAAGCCUCAGGAAAGCAGCAGCAGUAGCAGUACUGGCAGUGGAGGAGGUGGCAGCAUUGGUUCUUGGGGUGGUCCUGGUUCUGUCAAACAGAAUGCCCCUGGCUGGGGCAGUGUCACCAAACAGGACCAAGGGAUGGAGCCCACUGGCUGGGAAGAGCCCUCCCCUCCCUCCAUCCGCAGGAAGAUGGAGAUUGAUGAUGGAACAUCCACCUGGGGUGAUCCCUGUACCAACAGCCAGGCUGUCAACAUGUGGGAUCGUAAGAAGCCCAAUAAUAACCCAGGCAGUAGUGGCCCACCCCCCAGUAAGAAUGGUGGAAUGAUUAUGCCCAACAAUAACAACAACAAUCACUCUAUUGGUCCUGGUAACAACAAUCACCAUCACACCCACAACAUGCACCACCAUCCCCAUCAUGGCCAGCCCCCAACUCACCUUCAACAUCAUGGAAACAACAAUGGAUCACCCAACAAUGCAGGCUUACAUGCAGGUGCUGGCCCCCAGGGUAGAGCCCCCCUUGCCAACCCAGGUUGGGGAGAGCUUCCCAGUGUUCAGCCCAAAUCAGAACCUGCUUGGGGAGAGCCAGCAGCUCCAACAUCAGCUGUGGACAAUGGUACCUCUGCCUGGGGCAAACCCCGAGGGGGAGUAGGAAGCUGGGGAGACGGUGGCCACGAGUCUUCUGUGCCCUAUGGUAGAGCCAAUGUACCCCCAGUUUCUGCACCCUGCAAGCCAGGCCCCAAACCUAUGCAAGAUAGCUGGGGAAGUGGAGGAGAGGAGAUAAGCAUGUCUACCAGCCAGUGGGAUUCCGAGGAUGGGGACAUGUGGAACAGCCCCAUCUCCCAGGAGAACAGCUCCUCAUGCAACUCUUGGGGCAAUGGGCCCAAGAAAGGCCCAAGCAAGGGGAAAAUGGGCAACAAGCCAGAUGAGACCUGGAUCAUGAAUCGUCUCAUUAAACAGCUCACUGACAUGGGCUUUCCGAGAGACCCUGCUGAGGAGGCUUUAAAGAGCAACAACAUGAACCUUGACCAGGCCAUGAGUGCUCUGCUGGAGAAGAAGACUGACCUGGACAAGCGGGGCAUGGGUAUGUCUGAUUACAGCAAUGGCAUGAAUAAGCCCUUGAUGUGUCGGCCCUCAGCUCUCUCCAAAGACCUCUCUGACCGCACUGCCUUUCUCGACAAGGAUGGCAUUCUGUCAGAUGAUGCUCCCCCAUCACCGUUUCUGCCUUCCCCCAGCCUGAAGCUCCCCCUGGCCAACAGUAGCCUUCCUGGGCAGGGUUUGGGACAGGGCAACCCGGGGCUGGCCAUGCAAAACUUGAACAACAGACAGUCACAGAUACCCAGUGGAAUGUUUGGCAGCAGUGGAGCAGCACAAACCCGGGCCAUGCAGCAGCCUCCGCAGCCACCUGUGCCACCUCUCAGCUCCUCCCAGCCUAGUCUACGUGCUCAAGUGCCUCAGUUUCUCUCCCCUCAGGUCCAAGCACAGCUCUUGCAGUUUGCAGCAAAAAACAUAGGUCUGAACCCUGCACUUUUAACCUCACCAAUAAACCCUCAACAAAUGACCCUGUUGUACCAACUUCAGCAACUGCAAAUUGCGUACCAGCGUUUACAAAUCCAGCAGCAGAUGAUGCAGGCGCAGCGCAAUGUUUCCGGGCCCAUUAGACAACAAGAGCAGCAAGUUGCACGUACAAUCACCAACAUGCAGCAGCAGAUCCAGCAGCACCAGCGUCAGCUGUACCAGGCGCUGCUGAUGAAGCAGCAGCAACUUCCCUCCCAUUCCUCCUCCUCUUCCUCCUCCGGGCUGCAUCCCCCUGCUGGAGGCCCUGGUUCCGGCAAAUCAACCCUGGACUCCUUCACAGGCCCACACCACGCUCCGGGCCUUGUCGACACACUGCACACCAAAGAGCCACCGUCUUCGCCCAACACAUACAGCACCUACACCCUCUCUGGACUGAAUCCAAACAUGAAUGUAAACUGCAUGGAGGUUGGGGGUAUGUCCCUGAAGGAACCCCCUCAGCCCCAAUCCCGCCUGUCCCAGUGGACACACUCCAACUCCAUGGACUCUGGCAACACCUCAAACAUGGAGAACAACCUCAAUAAGCAUGGUGCCAUAUCUGCUGCCUCUAACCUGGGCCCGCCAGGGAAGCCCCCCCAGCUUGAGGACUCAUACAGCCCUUACAAUCUGCUAUCUAGCUCUGACUCCCCGACCAGCCCGCUGGUACCACCAGACAGUUGGGGACAGGGCAAAAGCCCCAAUGAAAAGAUCUCCAAUGGGACUAACAUCAAUUGGCCCCCAGAAUUCUGCCCAGGUGUGCCAUGGAAAGGCCUUCAGAACAUCGACCCUGAGAAUGACCCCAACAUGACCCCCGGCAGUGUCCCUAGCGGUCCCACCAUUAACACAAACAUCCAUGAUGUCAACCGAUACCUUCUGAGGGACAGGACUGGAGGUAUGAACAGAAGUAAAAUGUCUGACAUGAAGUCCACCUGGUCCCAAGGUCCAAUCUCCCAGAGCCAAGCCUCUCUGUCACAUGAGCUGUGGAAAGUCCCCCAGGGGCCACGGAGCACCACAGCUCCCACUCGACCCCCACCAGGCCUCACUAACCCCAAGCCGUCCUCCACUUGGGGUGGCAACUCACUGGGUCUGGCUCAAGGCUGGAGUGGCGCAUACUCCUCUGAGGGGACCACCUGGAGUACUGACAGCUCCAUGAGGACCAGCAGCUGGCUGGUGCUGAGAAACCUCACUCCACAAAUUGAUGGUUCAACCCUGCGGACCCUGUGCAUGCAGCACGGCCCCCUGAUCACAUUCCACCUCAACCUGACCCAGGGGAACGCCGUGGUACGCUACAGCUCCAAGGACGAGGCCGCCAAGGCCCAGAAAUCUCUGCACAUGUGUGUGCUUGGAAACACCACUAUCCUGGCGGAGUUUGCCGGGGAGGAAGAGGUGAACCGCUUCUUUGCACAAGGUCAGUCACUAGGGGCAAACACCACUAGUUGGCAGGCCAACCCAGGAACCAAUCAGAAUCGGAUGGGAGGGGCAGCACACGCCCACUCAAUUGGCCAGUGGAGCAGCAGCAGUGGUGGAGGAAAGGCCAGCGGAGGCGACCUGCUGUGGGGCAGCGUUCCCCAGUACUCCAGCUUGUGGGGACCGCCGAAUGGAGAGGACGCCCGUGUGAUCGGGAGCCCGACCCCCAUUAACACCCUGCUGCCUGGAGAUCUACUGAGUGGGGAAUCCAUAUAGGAUGUUGCCACGUUACACUAACAACCAACCACCACCGUGUCAUGUAAGCCAUCGGUGGAUGGUGGGAUGGAAAAAGAAAAUACAAACAAACAAAAAAAAAUUUAAUAUGAACAGGAGCAAAACCCAAGCAAAUCAUGUGGCGAUAAUCAGUAUCAAUUUCAACUGUUUUGAACUGUGAAUUGUGAUUCAGAAGGAAGGAGGUCCCUACAACACAGACUUCAGGCCCCAAUCCUUCUGUUUUACUUUGUUUUGUUUUUUUUUUU
This is a messenger RNA of Solea senegalensis (Senegalese sole), 6552 nucleotides long. It is a transcript of the gene tnrc6c2, whose product is annotated as trinucleotide repeat containing adaptor 6C2. Gene Ontology annotation, molecular function: RNA binding; protein binding. Gene Ontology annotation, biological process: positive regulation of nuclear-transcribed mRNA poly(A) tail shortening; miRNA-mediated post-transcriptional gene silencing. The record is from RefSeq and is a predicted model, not a curated record. NCBI's taxonomy places the organism in Eukaryota, Metazoa, Chordata, Actinopteri, Pleuronectiformes, Soleidae. The transcript is spliced from 22 exons. Bases 680 to 6289 code for a protein of 1869 amino acids. Gene Ontology annotation, cellular component: P-body; nucleoplasm.